CAUCACGUUCAACGAUUGUCAAAAGUUGCUCAUCAACUUUCUAAAAAAUAAAUAAAUUGAAGCAACUUUCUAUUGUAACAACUGUAUCUCUGUAAUGACUAACCUUAUCUAGAUUAAAUAAAAAAAAUGAAACCUAAAAUUAUGUUAAUGGAUAAGAUACUUCCACAUAAUGUCGAUAAAAAAUAUAUAUUAAGAAACCUAAGAAAUGUAACUAUUUCUUAUAAACAUGCUGAAGGCAAUUAUGCAGUCAACAUAAAUAAGUCUGGAUCAAAUUUCGACGCCUCUACACAAAAUCAAAGCAUCAAUGAUUUAUCGUUUCACGUAGAAAAAAAUACUUUCAUAAAGACUAUACUAGAAAAUAUAAAAACACCUAGGCCAAGGCAGCUUGUUAAACCCAAGAAAAUAGUUAUAGACUUCAGCUCACCAAAUAUAGCCAAGCCAUUUCAUGCUGGCCACUUAAGAUCAACAAUCAUAGGAAACUUUAUUGCUAAUGUUAAUACAUAUUUUGACAAUAAUGUCACCCGACUUAAUUACUUGGGUGACUGGGGCACGCAGUUUGGGUUGCUGCAAUAUGGAUUGAAAUCAAAGAACAUUAAUGUAAAAGAUUUGCAAAAUGAUCCAAUUCGGAUUCUAUAUGAUGUCUAUGUAUAUGCUAAUAAAUUAGCCUCAAAUGAUAACAAUAUUCAAGAGGAGGCUAGAAAGUAUUUUUCAGAAAUAGAACAAGGUAGAAUGAGUUUAGAAAAUUGGAAAAAUAUUCGAGAAGUCACUGUACAGGAGUUAGAGAAAGUGUAUCAACGAUUAGGUAUACAAUUUGAUACAUACCACUGGGAAUCUGAUUAUAAUGGUGGAGUAAUUAAACCUAUAAUGGAUUUGUUGGAAAAGAAAAAUAUAAUCAAAAUAGAUGAAUCAGGAAAGAAAAUUGCUUAUGUAAAUAACAGAAAUAUAACUGUACUAAAAAGUGAUAAUUCAACACUAUAUAUAUCAAGAGAUAUUGCAGCUUUAUUAGAUAGAUACAAGAAAUAUAAUUUUGAUAAAAUGCUGUAUGUAGUUGACAAUGCCCAAACAGAUCAUUUUGCAGCAGUCUUUGAUAUUGUUAAACAAAUUGACCAAAAAUGCACUGACGGUUGUGAACACAUCAAGUUUGGCAGGCUUAAAGGCAUGAGCACAAGGACAGGAAAUGUAGUAUUUUUGAAUGAUAUAUUGGAUGAAGCCAAAAGAAAAAUGCAUGAUAAACAGACUUUAUCAAAAAAUACUAGAACUGGAGCAAUGAAUGAUGAAACAUGUGACAUCUUGGGGACCUCAGCUGUUCUAAUUAAUGACUUGAAGCAGAAAAGGCUAAAAGAUUACACAUUUAGCUGGGACAAAGCUCUUCAAACUGAGGGGGAUAGUGCUAUCAAAUUACAGUAUCUUCAUUGCCGUCUUUGGAGUCUAGAACAAAAUUGUGGUGUCUCAUUACCAGACACAUGUGAAGCAGAAUGUCUAUCUGAGGAAGUAAUAGGAGAUGUAAUAGCUGAAUUGGCUAAAUUUGACAGUAUUCUUCAAAAAUCUUUGGAAGAGUAUGAAGCUUGUAUUGUUGUUAAUUACUUAUUCCGUCUUGCAAGACAUGUUAAUAGAAUGUUUAAUGAAGUAAGAGUGAAAGAUGUAAAUUCAGAUUUAGCAGCCCAAAGAUUACUUGUUUUCUACUGUUCUAGAUUAGUUCUUAAAACUGCAUUAACGAUUUUAGGCAUAAGACCUUUAAAAGAAAUGUAACAUUGAACAAAGGUUAUUAAUAAAUAAAUAUUAUUUUUAAGUUAUAA
Molecule: messenger RNA, 1796 nt
Organism: Spodoptera exigua (beet armyworm)
Lineage: Eukaryota; Metazoa; Arthropoda; Insecta; Lepidoptera; Noctuidae
Source: the annotation of a GenBank genome assembly